AUGAGGCGUGUGAUGAGGAGUGUCAUCGCAUCGUGCAACGAGUGCAAGUUGCAGCGAGCUCGGCCGAUGCCGCCAAUAAUGGGACCCCAUCCAGAAGACAGAUUGGAUGCGGGUGGCUGGCCAUUCAAGUACACUGGACUGGACUACUUUGGGCCACUGUUGGUGACUGUGUCCCGUCACAAGGAGAAGCGUUGGGUCGCCAUGUUUUCGGAUAACGGCAAGAACUUCGUGGGAGCUGACAGGGAAGCUAGACGCUUUGGUGACGUGUUCGAGAUGGAGAAGAUUCAGAGUGAGUUGUCGAGCAGAAUCAUUCAAUGGAUCUUCAAUUGCCCAGUAAACCCGUCUAAGAGCGGAGUAUGGGAGCGCAUGGUGCAGUGCGUCAAACGAGUACUGCGUCAUACCCUGAAGGAAGUUGCGCCGAGGGACCACGUACUGGAGAGUUUCCUGAUUGAAGCGAAGAAUAUUGUCAACUCGCGUCCGCUUACCCACUUGCCUGUGGAUGUGGACCACGAGGCGCCCUUGACGCCUAAUGACCUACUCAAGGGAGUGGCCAAUCUGCCGUAUACGCGUGGAUUGGAUGCGGAACUGCCCAAGGAGUGCUCUACGAGAAAGUAG
Messenger RNA from Drosophila yakuba, 615 nucleotides. RefSeq lists its product as uncharacterized. The transcript has 2 exons. The record is from RefSeq and is a predicted model, not a curated record. Lineage: Eukaryota; Metazoa; Arthropoda; Insecta; Diptera; Drosophilidae. Bases 1 to 615 code for a protein of 204 amino acids. Gene Ontology annotation, molecular function: nucleic acid binding.